Molecule: messenger RNA, 780 nt
Organism: Pseudomassariella vexata
Lineage: Eukaryota; Fungi; Ascomycota; Sordariomycetes; Amphisphaeriales; Pseudomassariaceae
Exons: 1
Coding region: 1-780 (259 amino acids)
Source: RefSeq, a predicted model, not a curated record
AUGCAGCCCAACGAUGAACUCUCAUCUCUCUUCGCCCGCAACUUGACGCUUCACCCACAACCUGUCCAGGAAUCGUUGAGGCAGCAAGAGCCGGAACCUAUUAUUUACUCCAUCUCGCAGCACUACACCCACUCGGCCCACGUUAUUUCCCGCGAUGAGCCAGUUGCUGAAUUUCCGCGACCGUCUUCUGAGCCUCCCCAAACACAGCAGCCAGCAGCCGAGUUGAUUCUCAACAACCAUGGCAUCGACCACUCAACAUUAUCAGCAUCGCAGAUGGAGUUGUUCAAGACAGCAGAGGACUCACAGAAGCUGCGCCUAAUUGAACUUUGGCGCAUCUGCCCUCCAACCAACACGCAUGAGAACCUAGCGGUAACUUGGAUGAACACGACAGUGGAGCAGGAAGAGAUGCUUGCUCAACUGCGAUACGAGCGAAAGCUGGCCGAGGAGGAGCAACAACAGAACACCAUGAGUCUCGACGGAACCCCCCUGACGCCGGUUCAAACUCCGGAUGGUCGAUGGAUUGCCACUGCGGACACUGAGCCGUACAUGCUCUCGGGCUACGAAGCCCUGGCUAGACGCGAGUACGCAGAGACUGCGAGGAAAGCAUACGAAGAAAUGUCGAAACCGACCAGCAUGUUUUCGCACUUUGGCUCUGCUGUGGGUGGACCCAUGUAUCGACCUGCAAUGGAUCCCGUCUACAACAACGACUGGGCGCGGCAACAACAGGCGAUGGAGAACCAAUACGGAGCGUUUCAGAUGGGCGGUGAAAUGGAAUUAUAG